GGGUUCGGCCUAAUCAGGCUAUAAAAGAGCGAUCAUUUACCAGCUUCUCACUUUACAUGAAACGCCAAACCGACUUCUUUAAGAAAAGAGAAUUGUAUUACGAAAGAAGGUCCUGGGGCAGGAGUUCAUCUGACAGACAGGUCCAUUGGUGGAGAGACGAGACUGUAGGCCGGCAUACAGAGCCUCUUCAUCAAAGAGAAAGUAGUGUCUUGCUGGCUCCUGCCCCGGGAACUGCUAUAAAAAAUAGGCUGAUUCCGAUGAACAAACACCCCGCUAUGAAUGACGAUUCUAUAGUAAUGGACUCUGCGGUUCCAUCCGUUGAGAGAAACCAUGCUUCUUUACUAAGAGCUGUGAUGAGAAGAAAGAGAGUCAAGAUGAACAGAAAGCGCUUUAAGGCCAGAAGAUUUCUGAAAACAGUGCCUGUCCACACAUCCACUGUUCACUCGGACCUGGAAAUGAGUCCGAUGUCUGACGAAAUCAUGAGCGACACACAGCUGAUUCUGAGGGCCAUUGAGGUGAUUCCUGGGGCAUUCAUCCGUCGAUCAGGCCGCCGUUGGAGAAAAACUACAGCUUUUUCAUCUGAGAGUUCUUCUCCAGAAAACUCUGACCUCGUACUGACUUCUGACCAGAUUUCUCCACAUCUGUCAGGAAUUGAACAGGAGAAGAUGGAUCAAGGCUGUGAAGAUUCUGUUUGCAAAUGCAAAAUCUUGAGUAAUAAACUCAAAUCCUUGAAAUAUCUAAUUAAUCAAAUUACAAAUGCUAAUUAUUGUAAAGAGAAAUUUUAUCUUGAAGAAAAAUAUAAUCACAUUUUUAAUAGGUUUUUAAAAAAAAUUCUUAAAGUUGAUGUUGAUAAAUCAAAUCAGUUUGCUUUUGUGAUUUUUAUAAAAAAAGAUGGCUCAUAUGAUAAGGAUGUUUGGGACAACAAAUCUAAUACCACUGAAAAAUGUCCAGAAGUCUAUAAGCCAAAAGGUACAAAUAAACAUAGUGAAGAUGAUAUAUUUGAUUUACUAAAAGAAAUUCUUAGUAAAAGUGAUUGUCCGUAUAAAGAAGCACUUGAUAUUUUCUUUAAAUAGUCCCUGUUUAGCAAGACCCAACAAUACGUCCUGCAUGGAUCAAGCCAUUGAUAUCUCGCAGAAGAAACUACAUGAAAAGCAUGGAAUGAAAACGAUUAUUGGCUUUUAUAAGCCCUGGGGCAUUUAAUGGCUCAUAUGAAAAGAUUUUACCUUAUAAACUUCUUAAAGUUUGCACUUAUACUUUUGAGUCCCAAACAUUUGAAAGCAAUGCUAUAAGUGUCUCCAGCAAAAAAACAGAAAAUAAAAGAGAAGUUGAUAUGGAAUUAGUAGACCCGAUUUACAACAAAGUAAUUCCAGAUGCACAAAAUGAACCAUUCUUUAUGGACGAUAGUAUAAACAGACCAAAAUGUCAUCUUCAUCCAUUUUUUAAGAAAAUAUUCAACCCUAAAAACAAAGAAAAACUUAAAGGCAUAGUAUUUAAUUUAUUUAGACAUGAAAAAAAUCUACAUAAAACUUUCGAUGAUUUCAAAAAACAUGGUUUAGAAAUGUUUGAGAAAUGUAUGGAAGAAAUAUUGGCUCUUUUAAUUGAUGAUGAUUAUGAUGAUUCAUAUUUAUCUGAUCCUUUAAGUCAUGAUGAUUAUGAUGCAGAUUUAUAUGAAGAAAUCUUCAGAUAUCUGCAGAAUGUUUAUUUUCCCUUGGUGGGCUGAAAAAGUGGAAUGUGCCUCCAGUAAGUUUUUAAAUGAGGAAACCAGUUGUUUUCUACAAGAAAGUGCUGUUUGUCAUUCCCUUUCAGACAUAAAAGACAUUGAACAUUAUUUUGUUAUUGGUUAUAUCAAAAAAUCUGAUGUGAACAUAUAAAUAAAUGUGCAAAUUUGACUCUA
Molecule: messenger RNA, 1894 nt
Organism: Megalobrama amblycephala (Wuchang bream)
Lineage: Eukaryota; Metazoa; Chordata; Actinopteri; Cypriniformes; Xenocyprididae
Exons: 7
Coding region: 57-1073 (338 amino acids)
Source: RefSeq, a predicted model, not a curated record